AUGGCCAUAAACAGUGACAAAAUCUCCAACUCCCAGAUCGAUACGACUUUUGAAAACACAGACGAUACAGAAACCCACCACCUGAUGAGGCUGCCGACAGCGGGUGUUUCGUCGGUAAGUUUGCCUAAAUCCACACGUUCCGGAGGGCUUUUUGACGGUUUCUUUAAGCAAAAGGACAAAAUCGUCGGUGACAAUGGCGGCCUGGUUCAGGAAAUCACCCUGAGACUCGAGACGCUUCAACAGGAGAACUAUAAUUUGAAGUUUGAAGUGGCCACGUUGACGAAGUACAUGCGUAAAACGCCCGAGGAGCAGAGGAACAUGGUUUACGAGAACAUGGAGCUCAAGCAGAAGUUGGCUCGCGCUUUGGAAGAGCUCGAGAGACUGGGCACAGACACGAGAGAGGACGGCACUGCCAUGGAGGCGAUGAAGCUGCUGUAUAAGGAGGCAAUUGCUGAUAAAGACGAUCUCAUAAGCGAUUUGAAGGCACAGCUUGCACAACUACGCCUGGAGCUGAGCAAAAGUCACAUCCCCGAUGAAUUCUACGCCCGACUCGAGUCGUUGCAGAACGACAACCAGCUGCUUCGAAGACAGCUUUCGGACUCAGCCAGCAAACGUGACUACAGUCAUAAUGAACUCCAAGAGGAGAACAACGAAUUGAAGGCUCAGAUCCACCAGCUUGAGCUCCAGCAACGGAAAGUGCCACUGGACGCCAAUGAUCAGAUAUCAAGUCUAGAAAAUGAGUGUAAAGCACUUCAAAGAAAGCUUCGAGAGGCUGUUGACGACUUGAGACUGGUAGAAGGCCAAAAGGAGGCACUUGAAGAGAGACAAAGAGGCACCAAAGCCGAGAGGGAAGCCCUUGAGCAGCGCGUGGAUACGUUGGCUCACGAGAAAAAGACACUACAGGACGAGAAGGACUCCUUGGAAGCCGUCAUGAGACUGAUACGAUCCCAGGCGCCAGGCAAAGAGCAAAAAAUUGAUGAAUUGCAUGCCGAAAUGAGCAAGCUUACUGCCAGUGCCAGUCGGCGCGAGGCCCAGCUCAAAGAGGCCACCACUGAGGCCAGAGAUCUCAGAAAUCGCUUGCGCAGCUUGGAAGAUGAUAUCCUUGAGAAACAGCACGAGGCGGAUCGACUCGCUCGCAAGAACGCACAUUUAGAAAAGGAGCUUGCCUCAAACAGUUCGCAAGACAGGUUCCGUGUUUUUGAAAACAACGACAAAACAUCCAAGUUGCUUGAAGAGCAAAUCGACGAGUUACGAAGGAACGCACAGCAUUUGAAAGCCGAGAAGCGUGAUCUCGAAGAUGUCAUUGCAGACUUGGAGGACCGCUUGUCCAAGCGCUCUCACCUGAAGAACGACCAGCAAUAUGUUAUUGACGAGCUCAACGAGAGAGUGGACUUCUACGAGAAGGAGUACAGCAGUCUUGUGGAGGAGAGCGAAAGAAACACCAUUAGAUUCAAUUCGUUGAGAGAUGAUCUCGAAGCGAAGGAGUUGCAGCUUGAGCAACUUAAGGCUGACUUGAGGCUGGCUCAACGUGAGCUGCUGAGGAAUGACUCGAUGUACUAUGAAAUGGAGAAGAAGCGUGCCGAAGAAAAAGUUUAUCGUCUUGAGCAUCAAAUCGAAGCUUUGAGCACGCAAAACAGACAGCUCGAACGGGAUGCUGAAGAGUUUAGAAGAAAGUCUGAUACCGUUGCCAAAGAUAAGGAACGUCUCACUAAGGAGGUUGUUGAAUUGGAGACUCGCAUGAGGGACAACAAGCUUUCACAGAGCAAGCUCGAAACCACUGUCAGAGAUAAGGAUGAGAUAAUAGAUGCAUUGGAAUCUCGUCUCCGUUCCAUGAAUAGAGAUUACAGAGGCAAGAGUUAUGUUGAAGAAUCGUAUGGUGCCAGGGCUGAAAUGACAUACGAGCUUCAGGCUAUCCAGCGCGAGAAGGAACGUCUGGAGCGUGAAAAGGAGCGCCUGGAGCGUGAACUUGAAAGACUUCAGAAGGAGCUUAAUGACCAGCAACGUUACUACGAGAACAAGCUCGAUGUGUUUAAAGAGAGGGCCAGACUUGAUGCUAUUCCUGAUGACUCUGCAAUGGUUGCACUUUUAGAGAACCAGCUUGAGGAAGCCAAGAGGGAGAUCAAGCUCUUGGAGCAGAAGCAGAAUGAACUGAGAAGGAAUGAUGUCUCGGCAGCUUUAGAUGACUACAGAGAGAGAAUUGCUGAAUUGGAGAGCAGAAAUGCAAACUCGCAAAAGGACAAGUCAAAGCUAAAGGAAGUCAUUGACACGUUGGAGACGGAGAUGAAGAUCUUGGCCUCGGAGAAAACACAGUUGGAAGUUCGAGCGAGGAACUUGGACCUGGAGUUGACAAAGACUACUCGCCAUUGCAACAGGCUUGCAAGAAAGGUCAAUGAUCUUGACACUGCCGAGUUCAAGAGUUCCAGUAAAAACGCCGAAGAUGUCUUGAGGGCAAAGAAAGCCAACGCCCAACUUCAAGCCCACAUUGACUCUCUCAACAACAAGCUUGCCCAGGCCUCCAUUUCCAAUCCAUUCAGAUCCUCUGGUGAUAGCCGUCGCAGCGGCACCGAACUGAGACUUCAACUGAAUGAGCUCCUUUUCUACAAAGCCAAGCUUUACGAGCUUCAAACCAAGGCGAAAGACCUAGCGCUGGUGCAUUCGAUGGUGAUGUCUUCCUUACGUAAUGCCGACGCCGAGUUCCGCAAUGAGCUUGCCAAAACGGCUCUUCUUGGUGUGCAUCCCGACGUUGAAAAGAGCCCCCACAAGAAGCCCACUUUCAAAGUUGUUGCCCAGUUUGUGUUGGCUGCCGUGAGAUUAAGGAAGAGACACGAGAGAGCUGUGGCACGCAAGCAGCAGCUCCUACAGCUACGUGAGGAGAUUGAGAAAGAUCGUAUCACGUUGAUGGCCGAAUAG
Molecule: messenger RNA, 2910 nt
Organism: Candidozyma duobushaemuli
Lineage: Eukaryota; Fungi; Ascomycota; Pichiomycetes; Serinales; Metschnikowiaceae
Exons: 1
Coding region: 1-2910 (969 amino acids)
Cellular component (GO): microtubule organizing center
Source: RefSeq, a predicted model, not a curated record